GAUGUCUUCUGAACCCAUUGUUGCCAAUCUAGACAAUUCCAUGACGACAGAGCCUGCACCCGCAGCUUUUCCACCAAUAUCCCCAAUGUCAUUUGCUUUUAUGAAUGAAGAAGAACGAGCAGCGGUCAAGUUUCCAAAAGUUGAUCCAAAACCGCAAACUGCUAAAGAUGAUGAACCUUCCACAUCCCAGAAAACGUUGAGCGUCGAUGAUCUUCUGAUAGUCGACGACGACGACGAAACUGAUUCACCACCGGCAUCUUCUAGUAAUUAUGAACCUAAAGCUCAUAUUGGAUGGGCUUCAUUCGGAGAUUCCUGUCUCCCACCUCCACCAAAGCCAGUUAAAAAAGCUACGGAUCCAAAUUUGCCACGAAGAAAAGUCUACGUCAUUCGUUCUCAGAAUACAGACAAGUCGAAGUCCCCGUUAGUUGUUAAUAACCAACAAGUAACACUCGAAAAGGCACAAAAUUCUCCAAAAAAUCCGAAUCCUGUUGUAUCUAAGCCAAUAGUGCUUACAGACUCUGAUGAGGAUGUGGACGUUGUUGGAUUCGACGAAGAGGAGGAAGCAAUUAAAAUUAUGGCCGACCCUACACGCCCACCAGAUCUUCCACCACAGCGAUCUCUGAUAUCCAGAUUUGAGUCGAAUCGAACCAAAAGAGAUAUCUUCCGAAACAGUUAUGAUUCUGAUGAGGAGGAAUUUCUGCGAUCUCGGUACCAGCGAGCUGUCACACCGCCGCCAAUUCUCGAGCGACAAAGUGGAAGUACUCGGGAGUCUGUAAGCGAACCAAGUGAAGGGAAAAUUCUCGAGGAAGACGCAACGCUUGGAAGUGAACAUACGGAAAGAGUCGGAAAACGAAUUGAAUUGGAGGAAAUCAAUCCAUCACAGCUUCUACGAACCAAAAUUUCGGCGAGCGCAAUUCCAAUCCUUCCACUCUCCAAAUCGAUAAUGGAACGUAAAAAAGUAGCUCUGGAGAUGACGAAAAACGCCGUGAUCAGACAAGCGAAUAACUUCCGUCCAAAAGCCAAAAACAGUACCGUGGCUCCAAAAAGUGUCCAAAUUCCUGCAUAUAAUCAUAAAACUCCUAUGACGUUCUACUCGAAUAUGGCGGCCCCCGCCUUCGUCAAAGGAGUCAAUGGAAGAUGUUAUCGUUGCGCCGAAAUUCAAAAGCCUGUGGAUAUGAGCUCCUUCCGAUUCGUCGACGAUUCUACCGUUAUUGCCAUCCGUGCUCAUCUUUGCGAUCAGACACGCGUCAUGGUAGCUAGAACAGCAAUUUGGAAUCGAGAAUACGCGAAACGACUCGGCGAUCGAGCUGCUGGAACUGUUUGGCAGAAACCGGACGAGGUGUCGGCUCAGAUGACCGGAUUUUGCAGUGCGACGGUUCGUAGAUGUAUUGAGAUUGCCAAUAUGUCUAUCAUUCCAAAGUGUGCUGAUCGUGUUGGUGUUUCGAGAAACGAACUGACCUCCCUGAAGUCUUCUUUCGGAUCCGAGAAGUUUUGUGGGCAGACCAUGCGAGCUCCACAUGUACUCACUCAGUUCUACUCAGUUAAUCAGGCAUCGAUGGCUCGUAAUAGGGAAGGUUCUGAUGGUCCUUCUUCCUCAGCAGCAAGACCGGUUGGAAGACCACCCACUACGCAACCAGUAGAAACUGCAGUGGAGAAAAAGAAGAAUGAUGAAGAUGAGAAAAGACAUCAUCCACUCACAAACUUCACAACAGCAUCCACGUCUUCCCAAAAUCUGCAAGAUCAACCACCACCCAAGAAUACCGUUCUCCGCUGGUCAAAUAUCACAACUCCGAGGAUUCUUCGUCCACCAACUCUCAAAACUCCCUACUCGCUUCCCAGGACUGCAGUGAUUCCGGUGAUGAAGAAGAAGCAGCCCGAAAUAGAGCAAGUUCAGCCGAAGAAGGACACGACGGCAAGCCUUGUUCGCAAAAGAGGCCGCCCGAGAAAGGAGAAGCCUCUGGAGGUGCAGUCUCCUCGCAAGGGACUAUAUCUUCGCUUCAAAUCGUGCACAAAGUAUAUUGUUCGGACUCCAAUUGACAAAAGUGUCCAAGAAACGGUGAACUAUCUACUGGAUGAGGUUGACAAAAGGGCUUCAACUUCUGCUACGUAGCUGCUACAAUCUCUGUUCUUUUGUUUUUGUUUUCUCGUUCUAAAUGUUUUGUUGUCUCAUGUUUUUAGUUCUUCGGAACUUGUUAUCCCCUCCCAGUGUUUUAUUAUUUUUUGUACAUUUUACUGUUGCUCUGUUCUGCACGUUGACCCCACAUUUGUUAGUAGCAUAUGAAACGGUUUUAUAAAGUAAGUGGAAAAGGUAGAAAAU
This is a messenger RNA of Caenorhabditis elegans, 2317 nucleotides long. RefSeq names its product X chromosome NonDisjunction factor (gene xnd-1). The transcript has 8 exons. The coding region runs from base 2 to 2110 and encodes 702 amino acids. The record is from RefSeq and is marked reviewed. NCBI's taxonomy places the organism in Eukaryota, Metazoa, Nematoda, Chromadorea, Rhabditida, Rhabditidae.